This is a messenger RNA of Besnoitia besnoiti, 945 nucleotides long. Its product is annotated as EGF family domain-containing protein. Lineage: Eukaryota; Apicomplexa; Conoidasida; Eucoccidiorida; Sarcocystidae. The coding region runs from base 1 to 945 and encodes 314 amino acids. The record is from RefSeq and is a predicted model, not a curated record. The transcript has a single exon. Gene Ontology annotation, molecular function: calcium ion binding.
AUGGAGGCUGUUAAGACUCAAGUGCCACAGCGCGGCGGCUCCGCCUGCCGCGAGGCGCUGUCUCCCCCCCGCGCCACGUCUUCUCGAGCUUCGCGGCUGACGCCGCUGGGCGGCGCGGGCGUCGCAACGCUCUGCGUCGUCUCCGUCGGCCUCCUCGCAGGAUCAGUCGCUGCCUACAAGGACUUGCCUCCGCAGUCCGAGUGGGUCUGUCGGCUGGCUGAGCCCGGACAGCGCUGCGCAGACGUGUACCCGAACGAGGGGACCAAGCAGAAGGGGGCGUUUUGCCGCGAACCAGAGUGCUGCGCGAGACUCGCGGUCAGCAACUCAGGUUCGUUCGGCGAUCUCUGCACGUCUGACGCGGGGCAGUGCCGGCAUCGAAAAGAGGAGUUCAGCUACGGAAAGUGCAACUUGAAGACGCAGUGCCACAAAUGCUCGCCAAGCUCCACUUGCCACUACGACGACUCGGACAACGGCGGCGUCUGGUGUCAGUGUCCCGCUAACGGGAAAGGGAACGGCAUCACGUGCGACGUCGACCCCUGCAUUGGCAAUCCGUGCAACAACGGCAUCUGUUCGCCCAAGAAGGACAAGCCUUCGGAGUUCCAGUGCAACUGCUACCCUGGACACACGCUCGUCAAGGACCCGCUCGGCCGCUACCAGGCCUGCGUCGACGUCUGCCGAACGGGCAUCUGCGGCGAAGGCGCGCUCCACUGCCUCAACGGCGAGGCUGAGCACAUGUGCAUCUGCAAAUCCGGCUACAUAAAUCAAUCGCUGAACGGGUACGACACCUGCGUGAAGCCCGACCUAUGCGCCGUCCAGCCGUGCGGGAAGCCCAACGCCGUAUUGGAAUGCACAACUACCUCGACGACAACCUAUGACUGCAAGUGCCAAACAGGAUUCAAAAAACUCCAACGCAACGGAAAUCCGUACUGCGCAGCCUCUGCGUGA